UAACGCCGGUUCAUCCAUGUGGUAAUUAAUAAUGUAAUUUUGAUAACAUUUCUGCAUGUGCGAUUUGCCAUCUAUUUUAGUUUUAUUGUGGAAUUCUGGACGGAAAUGUGUUCCUUCAAUUUCGUCCCUCUAUUUUUUGUGUAAGGUUUAAGCGGAAGUUGGUAGUUUGUUCGUUUGUUUGUCUGGUUUUUUUUUUCAGAAUUAUCAAUUGCAGGAUGUAUCUUUUUUUUAUAUAUUUAUGGUAUAACAGCUCUCGUAUAUUUUAACUUGGUAUGUCUAGUUUUUAAGACCAGAAGAACGUUGUCGGUCAGUGUAGUUCCUCUAUCUGCAGUCUGGUGAUCACUAUCAUUCACAUAGAAGUGUAGCUCUCAGCCGUCACAGAUGUUGAUAAAAAGGCGAGUUCACGCCUGUUUAAUAGCCUCUACCAUGGGCUCGUUGGUGUUAGUAAUGAUGGCUCUGUACGGAGCCUUCGGUACACAUUCCCCCUCCUCUUCGAGCCUCAGACAGGACUACCAGCUGAUGGGUAGACCACUGUACAAACUGGACCUCGGCUGGCCCCGGAACCCUGAGCUCUUCACCGGCAACGUAUUCGCUGUGGCUGUGGACCAGUACGCUGGGGUGGUGUAUGUGGCCCAGAGAGGUGACAAUGUGCCCAAAGUGUUAGUGUUCACCACUGAUGGGGAUUUCCUUAUGGCUUGGAACACAACCACCCUGGAGAUGCCUCAUGGGAUAUUUUUAGCAGAUGCAGGGUCGUUGAAUCCUACUCUAUGGAUCACAGAUGUGGGGAAUGGCCCACACGGCCACUGCAUCAAACAGUACUCCCCAUCUGGGAAGCUACUUCAGGUGCUUGGCACACCAGGGAAGGCAGGCCACGGGUUGAACCCUCUGCAGUUUGACCAGCCGGCUGAGAUUUUCGUGCACAGCUCUGGGGAAAUGUACAUUGUUGACGGCGAUGGUGGAAUGAACAACCGUCUCAUCAAGCUCUCUAAAAACCAGGAGGUGGUGUGGGUGCAUGGGGAGAAGGGACCAGGCCCUGGCCAGUUCAACAUUCCCCACAGUGUGACUGUGGACAGGGCCCUGAGAGUGUGGGUGGCCGAUCGAGGCAACAAAAGAAUCCAGGUCUUCAACUCCAUCACUGGAGACUGGCUUGGCUCGUGGGGAGGCUGCUUCACUGAGGAUGCACCCUACUCCGUUCGCUUGACCCAAGAUAAGAAGUACUUUGUCGUUAUUCAGCUCAACACCAACCAGAUAUCACUGCUGGAUGCCCCACCUGUGGGUGUAAUUGGUGAGUGCAAAGUGAUUAGUGUCAUACAGUUGGCAGAGGAGGUGAAGCCCCACCUGGUGGACCUGGAUCUAAAGACUGGGGCCCUGUAUGUGGCAGAGAUCGGAGCCCAGCAGGCUCAGAAGUUCACAGCCUUUAGUUUGGAUGGGAGUUUUCUUUAGAGUCAUCCUGGGCUUUAACCAAACAAUGAAGUUUGUUUGUAAAGGAGUGACACAGAAACUGUGUCUGUCAUAGUCUUUGUAAAUAAUGUAAAAAUGAACUAUGGAUGUUCACAAUGUUAUAAAGGUAAAUGCUACAAAUACACUUUAAGUUGGCAAUUGCAUGUACUUCAUCUGAAAAGUGUUAUAGUGUUAUAAGUUUUAAGUCCAUCUGCACCAGUAUACAAAUUUAUUGAGCCAUGGCACAUUAGAAAAAUCCACAGCGCACCACCAAAUAAACUAAAUGUAAUGAAAUAUAAUGAUCUUCUAGUUUCUACUUAUCAACAAUUUAUCUGCUCGGAGUGAAAGCUGGACCUAUGUAGCUGAACUCAUACUUGCCGAAGAAAGACACGCACGAAUAACUUCAAUAUACAUAUAUUAUAUAUUUAUAACCAUCUGCUGCCACCUAGUGGAAUAGUAUUUAAUUGUUCUUUUUUUACUGUCUCGACAAACGAAGACAAAUUAUUUGAGGUUAAUAGGUUAGUAAAUAACAUUACGUUUUUUAGUUGAGAUCACAUCCAAAUUGCUGCACUUACUGUGGCAGAGUUUUUUAUUUAUUUGUGAGUUAAUACACCUGUUAGCUCCUGUCUUUGCAAUGCUUUAUAUCUAUUAAGGAGUAUUAAAAGUGAAAACGAUAUCUGGGGCAUUUUCAGGAAAUACAGUACUGAAAAAAAUUUAUAGAUGUACUGUAAAUACAGAUAUAGUACGUCUAUAAUUUGAGUUCUUUUGAAAGUGCUUUUUUUAGUUGUACAUUUUCAGGUAAUCUGUCAAUCGUAGUUAGUCAAUUUAGUCAGUUUAAUCAAAUUGCACUGAAGGAGUCUAGGUUUUCAGUGAUCUUGCAUGACUUCUAAAGCCCACCCGAAAUAUUAGAGGUGUACAGUACUCUUUACAUCAGGCUGUUUGCUUCUGUUGUGACUGCUUCUCUCUAAUGUGAACAUUGUUUAAUUGGUAUCAAUGAUGCACUUUAAGGUCACAUUAUACCGUUGGAAACAUUAGUUGAUGUAAUUCUCUUUUUUUUUUACUUUGACUUUGUUUGAAUGCACAUUUGUAAUGCUUAUAAUAAUUGUUUUUUUUUUUACAUUAUUGUCUUUCUUCCAAUAAAUAAACAGCGGUUUAUAUGUGACACUUAAA
Molecule: messenger RNA, 2610 nt
Organism: Cynoglossus semilaevis (tongue sole)
Lineage: Eukaryota; Metazoa; Chordata; Actinopteri; Pleuronectiformes; Cynoglossidae
Product: NHL repeat-containing protein 3
Exons: 3
Coding region: 382-1443 (353 amino acids)
Molecular function (GO): protein binding
Source: RefSeq, a predicted model, not a curated record